Lagopus muta (rock ptarmigan) is the source of this 2851-nucleotide messenger RNA. It is a transcript of the gene DKC1, whose product is annotated as dyskerin pseudouridine synthase 1. The record is from RefSeq and is a predicted model, not a curated record. Gene Ontology annotation, biological process: box H/ACA sno(s)RNA 3'-end processing; snRNA pseudouridine synthesis; mRNA pseudouridine synthesis. Gene Ontology annotation, molecular function: RNA binding; pseudouridine synthase activity. The transcript is spliced from 15 exons. Bases 86 to 1636 code for a protein of 516 amino acids. Gene Ontology annotation, cellular component: box H/ACA snoRNP complex. Lineage: Eukaryota; Metazoa; Chordata; Aves; Galliformes; Phasianidae.
CUGGUGUCACGUGGUGACGCGGGGGCUGUCGGGAAGGGGCGGCCUUUCCGCUCUCGGCGCGGCGGCUGCACCACGCGGCGUGGCCAUGGCGGACGGGGACGGUUCUUCCGCGAAGAAACGGCGGAAGAAGGACAAGCGAUCGCUGCCCGACGAGGAUGUGGCGGACAUCCAGCACACCGAGGAGUUCCUCAUCAAGCCCGAGUCCCGUGUGGCGCAGCUGGACACGUCCCAGUGGCCGCUGCUGCUGAAGAACUUUGACAAGCUAAACGUGCUGACAACACACUACACACCCCUCCCUUCCGGUGCUAAUCCCUUGAAGAGGGAGAUCUCUGACUAUGUACGGUCUGGCUUCAUCAACCUGGACAAGCCUUCCAAUCCAUCUUCCCAUGAGGUGGUGGCGUGGAUCCGACGCAUCCUUCGAGUAGAGAAGACAGGGCACAGUGGCACCCUGGACCCUAAGGUGACUGGGUGCCUCAUUGUGUGCAUUGAGAGGGCGACACGACUCGUCAAGUCUCAGCAGAGUGCAGGCAAAGAGUAUGUGGGAAUUGUUCGGCUGCACAAUGCAAUUGAAAGUGAGGCUCAGCUUGCCAGGGCAAUAGAAACUCUGACAGGAGCGCUCUUCCAGCGACCGCCCCUCAUCGCUGCUGUUAAGAGACAGCUGAGAGUCAGAACCAUCUAUGAGAGCAAGCUGGUGGAGUAUGAUCCUGAGAGAAGAUUAGGUAUCUUCUGGGUGAGCUGUGAAGCAGGCACGUACAUCCGAACGCUUUGUGUCCACCUUGGUUUGCUGCUCGGUGUUGGGGGCCAAAUGCAGGAGCUCCGCAGAGUGCGGUCAGGCAUCCUGGGAGAGAUGGACAACAUGGUGACCAUGCACGACGUGCUGGACGCACAGUGGCAGUACGACAACAACAAGGAUGACAGCUACCUGCGGCGUGUCAUCCUGCCCCUGGAGAAGCUGCUCACCUCACACAAGCGGCUCGUCAUGAAAGACAGUGCGGUUAAUGCCAUUUGCUAUGGAGCCAAGAUCAUGCUGCCUGGUGUCCUGAGGUAUGAAGACGGUAUUGAGCUUAAUCAGGAGAUUGUAGUCAUCACCACAAAAGGAGAAGCUAUCUGCUUAGCCAUUGCCUUGAUGACCACUGCUGUCAUUUCUACCUGCGACCAUGGCGUGGUAGCAAAGAUCAAGAGAGUCAUCAUGGAGAGAGACACAUAUCCCCGCAAAUGGGGCCUCGGUCCCAAGGCCAGUCAAAAGAAGAUGAUGAUCCAGAAGGGCCUGCUGGACAAACAUGGAAAGCCCAAUGAGUGCACACCAGAUUCCUGGAAGAAGGAGUAUGUGGAUUACAGGGAGUCGUCCAAGAAAGAGGCAGCUAAAGCUCCCCAGGCUGUGUCAGAGGUGGAAAGGGCUCCAAAAAGGAAGCGAGAGUCAGAGAGUGAAAAUGAGGCUGCGAGCCCCCCAUCAUCCCCAGCCACUCCACCACCAGAGGAGCUGAGCAAAAAGGAGAAGAAAAAGAAGAAGAAAGAAAAGAAAGCCAAAGAAGCAUCUGAGAGUGGGGAAGAACAAAUGGAAGUGAUCAGUGAAACCAGCACCAAGAAGAAGAAGAAGAAAAAGAAACAGAAGGAGGUAGAAGAAAGCUCAGAGUAAGCAACUGGAUCUGUCCAAAGCAUGCGACCUCAUCAUUAGGGAGGGAGAAGUCUGAGGCCUUGAAAAAGAGGACUGCCUGUGCAGCUGAGGGGCCAGCAAGUUCCAAGUUCCUUUUCUGCUGUGCGUAUGAGUGAGAAGUUGUUUGCCCAGGACAUGCCCUGCUCCAGCACCCCUCCUCAUCCUGUUUUAAGGGUAGCCAGAGGAGAGUGGUGCCUGACUGCCCCUGCACUGAAUUGCUCUGUAAAGCUGCACACCUCGAUGCCAACUGAAGUGGUAUCUUCAGGGAAGAUGCGGCUCCUUGCUCUUUGGGGUUUCUUUUCACCGUGAAAGAGAGGAAUAGCACUUUCCCUUCUCUCUUCUCCUGCCUCUUCCUCCUCUUCCAAGGUCGAAACUGUUACCCGACAGUUACAGAAUGUGUUUGUGUCUGAAGGACUGGCUUAGCCAUGGCCCAUCUGGGUUUGGCACCUUUGCAGACAGCUGAAUCAGUUAUUUGAGGGGCUGUGGUUGAUUUUAACGUGGCUGUAUACUUGGCCUGACCCUCAGCUAGUUGAGAACAAACGUCCAUUCUUUGGUACCUCUUUCCAACUUUAUCAUAAAAGGAUUCGAACGUGAAAUUCCUGCUUUUUGCUUUUUAGUGUGGGGACCUGCCUGUUAGCUGUGAGCAGAUCCAGGGUCCCCCAGUGAUGUUGCCAGUGCUGGCUCCAACCAAAUUAUUGGCAUGGGGCUGCAGCCCUCUCAGCUGCCUGCUGAUUUUUGGUAUCUAAUAUGCUUUGGAGGCAGUAGGUGGGGGUGCAGCUGCAGAGGCAGUGGGUGGGCAUGUUACAAGGCUGGUGAGCACAGGCUUGGCAGCUAUGCACAGGGCACUAAGUGUGGAGCCUGAAUGAUUUCAGGAUGAUUUCUCCCUAUUUCUUUGGGAUGGCUCAGUGGGAGCAGGUUAUUUCUCUUAGAGGAACAGUGCUGAGCCAGGAUUUUAGCUGCUUUUAGUAGGGAAGGAUCCUGGCUGCUUUGUUCUGAGCUCUCUGCAGAGAUCCUAUAACAUCUGUCUUAGCCUACUGAAUUGCUUUUGUCUUAAUCAUCUGACUUUUCCCUUCAAUGCUAGAGAUGCAGUCAGCGUGGACAGCAACCAAUGGCUGUCAGAAUCUGGGUUGAAAAAAGUUAAUUUUUAUUCACUUUUUUUUUUACAUUAAAAGAAAAAAUAAAAGCCCUAUUUUUGAA